AUGGCGAGCUGGCUAGCUCUGAAUCUUGAACCAGACGAUGCAGUUGAAGAAGAGGUCGAUGACACCAAGGAACUUCAGAUUGAGGAAGCUCUGAAAUUGUACCACAAUGCCCUAAAACUUCACUCCCAAGGCCCGAAUUUCUACACGCAGGCGGCCGAGCUCUUCCAGACGCGCAGGCUGCUGAACCGAUCGACGAACCCCCCCACAGAUGGCAUUGUGGAAUAUAACGUGAGCGACUCGACAUCCAGCCUCUUCCAAACUCUUUACCUGUCCCGCAAGAACUACGGCAAAUUUCUACUUGACGUCCUUCACGAAGCCGUUCGCGAACCCCCCGCGAACGAAGAAGCAGCACAGGAUAUAUCUCGAAAGACGAUUAAAGCAUCCAAAAGGGCACUUGCGUCCUUUGCAGAAGCUCUAGAGCGGGACGACACUGAUCUCAAUCUAUGGAGGCAAAGCGCACGACUCGGCAGUGCCCUACAAAGCUACAGGUUGAACCGAUUUUGUUUGGAAAGUGUGCUGGCGGAUGAUGAUAACCGACUGGAUGUGCGACCUGAACAACUUGGGUUGGAGGAGAUAUUUUCGGAGGAGCGACUACGGAACACUCUCAAGUCCCUAUUUGACGGAUUGUCUGCCUCUCAAGUUCCAGUCAAGAAACCGAACAAAGCUCUCGCCAAAUAUCUUCAACGGCACGAAGAUCUAUAUUCUUAUCUACCAACUUUACCGGAUGACCUUCACUCUCUGGACCCGUCAAGAGGUCCCCUUGCUUUUUCAACUUCUUCCUUGGAGGUCACUCCGCCUGACGCGACGUGGGAAUCAAUUGGCACAUCCAUACUGGAAGCCUUCAAUAACGAGGAUACUUCUUCGAUUCCUAGCCGUUCAAUUCGAGUCAUUCUGCCGGCUAGGGACGCAACACCCGACAACGAUGAGGAAAUGGAUGGCGCUGAGAGUGCCCCUGAGAAUGACGAUACCCAAGUCAAGCCCGAAAGCGGUGAUGUUAACAUGCUUGAAAAUGGCGAGCACAGCACAAAGCUCGAGAACCUUCAGCCGGAUACCACCAAAGCCACGGCAGAGCCAGGCGAGGAGCAAUCAAGUAUCGACCAAAGCGCAGAGCAACAGCUUAUGGAAUCCCUCGAAGGCGAAUCCACUCAGCCACCGGAACCACAAGUUGAGGCCGAAGAUGAGAAAAAUACAGAAGGGAUCGACCCAAAAUCUCCGUCUGAAUCCCGAAAGAGAUCGUCUACUUCAGUAGCCAACGAUGAUCAGCUAGAAGGAGGCAGAAUGAAAAGUCGACGAACUCGGGCUCGAGAAUCGAAUGCGGAUGGUUUGGUGCAACUAGACGAAAUCGCAUUUGAUCAAGAAAAGUAUUACGAAGAUCGGUUAGAGAUCUUUGUUAACGCUGACGAGUGGAUGUUCAACACUCUGAAUUCAUUGUUCUCCAAGUUUGGUAUGGAGUCGUUAGGUACAAUCGAGAGUAUCAAGGCCAAGGUAGUAGUUGUGAAUGACUCUGACGACGUACCGGAUGAAUCGGAGACUCGAUUGCUGAAAGAUCUACGCGAUAUCAUCAAGACCUGGAACGAUGAAAAAUCUCGCCUCCUGCAGCAGAAGGAUGAAAUUUCUCCGCUUAAGGAUAUUCGUGGUACCAAUCGGUCUGGCCUGUCUGUUUUCCUUGAGCAUUCAAGGAAGGCUACCAGAAAACCUGUCCUCCAAGAAAUCCCUGCCGGAGAAAAGGUUUACAGUUUUUGUGGCAAAAUGAACGAAUCCUUAUUGCAUCAACACCAUGCCUUAUGCGAGUGGUUGAAAUGUCUACUCAUGCCAGAAUUUGGAGAGCAACUUUCAGAAUGGUCCGUGAUGAAGUCGGCUUACGAAUCUUUCCAAUGGCCGGCGAAAUUGAAAGAGGCUGUCGUGGAAGCCUUAAUACAAGAAGACGAAUUUCUGUACUCGAGGAUGAGCGAUAUUGUUGCAAGACUCGAACGUCGUGCCUUCGAUUCUAGUGCGGAAACUCCUUUCGAGUAUGAGUUAAGUGAUUACUCUGAACUUGAAAUGAUCCAGUCCAUAUAUGAGCUCCACCUUGACAUAUUCUCCUCUGUCGAUGGAAUGAGGGGCGAUUAUUUCAUCCAGAACUGUCCAUCCGAAGAAUGCCUACAAAACAUUUGUCUUCGUCAUCUGUGGACGUCAGUGUUCCAUCUCAAUCUCGCGGGCGAGGCUCAACGUGAACACAUUUUGCUCUGCCUUCAAGAUCUGAAGCACAUGCUUCAGUCUCUUAAUUAUCCCAGCAUCAACCUUGUGAACAACUCUGCUAUGUCCGAAUUAUCCACUGAGACGAUAGAUCAAGAGGUAUUGAAACUGAAGUGCAUGGAUUUCUUCGCCAAGGUGUUCAACCCUGAUGACGAGGACCCAGUAUCGCUCAUUGAAGCGAUCGAGCCAAUCCUGGAGCCCUCGUCAAUCGAGUACCCCGAUGGUACUCUCGAAUCGAACGACCUUAACGACCCAUCUUCCCAUGCUAGUGAAAUGGCCUCUUUCCUUGACCGUGGGGAUGCUACUUUGCGAUUGUUCCUAUGGCGCAGACUCCAGGAAGCGUAUCAGUCCAUCGACUAUCCGCCCAAAGUUGUUUCCUGUUACCUGCGCAGCAUCGAGACAAUAAUGACUGAAGUCGAAGACGUUAAGCACGCCGAGGAAACAAGCAGUCAUCGCCAAGUUACUUUGCUGGGUUGGCUCAAGUCACUUGAUGGAAUAAUCGCCAAGGCUGUACUUCUCAUAUCGCAGCACACUGAGAAAGCCUACGAAUGUAUCGAUAUGGACCAUUUGCAAGCAUCCAUGUCUGCAGUAGCUCGGCUGAUCAGAAUUCUCCAUGGCUUCGUUCUCUAUGAAGAUUCCAUGCGGGUAGGCCAAAUUUCCGGGCGGGAUCUUAAAUCGACACUCGCUAAAUCGCUGGAAAACUUCAAAGAGAGAAUGCGAGAAUUAUAUGUUCGCUGUUGGGUUCUGCUGUAUACCAUGUUUUUGGAAGCGAUUUCUCAGAACAAGGAUAUUUUCCCUGAUUCAGCGGAAGAUCGUAUCCAUGUCCUUCGGAGCGUGCACAAUGCUCUCGGGGUUCGCUCAUUGUGCAGAUACUCACAGAAACGUUUCUUGAAGCUCCUGAAAUCCGAAUUGCUUGCACUUGAGACCAAGGGCGAUUAUGAAUUUGAUAUCUGUCAAGUUCUUUUUGACCUCCACGGAAUCAGGUUCUCCCCUGCUGACGGCGCGGCGGACCAUGGUUGCCCACCUGAGAAGUUAGACAAACCAACAGCCAUAAUGAUGAUCGAUUUCGUGAUGAAACAAGCCCAGAAGAUGAAUAUGAAAGAUUUCUCAAAGUCUGAGCUCAAGACUACAGUCGAAAAAAUGCAACAAGCGAUCGGACCCGCGAAGCCCUCAUCUCAGUCACCCCAGAUGACUUUCAACCGCCGCCUUUUCAAUAAUUACAUGAAGGCGCCUAUCAAUCCUUCAAGUCUUCUUCGAGCUGUCCAAGGAGUAGCGGAACUUGCCCUGGUACCAGUACCUGGCGAGAAUGCUCAAAUCGCUACCAAAGGCUGGUACUUCCUCCUCGGUCAUGCCGCCCUCACAAAAUUUCGCUCCCAAAAACGCCUCAGCCCCGGCUCAACUUCAGAGUUGGAUGAUGCAAUCAAUUUCUUUAGACAGGACCUAGAUCACGGAUCGGGAAGGUGGGAGACUUGGUAUCGACUGGCGCAAGCAUAUGACACCCAGUUGGAGGAAGACAUUACGUGGUCGGCAGACAAAAUCAACAACAAUCGCAGUGAUUUAGCAGCCACUCAGCGAUAUGCUAUUCACUGUUAUUGCAUGGCUGUGUCAGUGGCGAUCAGAACCGCCGAACCAACAGUGGAGACGCGCAUGUUGCUCUCUGAGCUGUAUACGGACUUUGGUAUCCGCAUGUAUGCAUCUUCGAGAGAACCUUUGUCCAUGGGUGCUUUCGGAUUAUCAGAAUUUUCGCGACACUUCAGUAGCGAGGAAAGCCAGCAGAUGUACAAAGCUCAACCUUUUAAGGAAAUGUCGCUUUACUCUGUCUGGAACUUCGCUAGUAAUCUGCUCAGGCGAGCAGUAAAUGACAAGCCUCAGCGCUGGUUGGCCAAUUACUUCCUCGGAAAAUGCCUCUGGAAAAUGUUUAGCUGCGAUGAUUCCAUGCGGACGACUCGAAGAAAGGUCGAAAUGCAGGAUGUGAUAGACGCGCUGCUUGAUUCUAUCGCAGCCCUGCCGCAGCGAAAGGAUUCAAGGGCAGACCCUAUAUUCGAACCCCAUUUCAAACUCUUGUCCGUGGUCCACAAGCUUGUCAUCCGGGGCAGUAUGACUCCUGCCGAGGCGAGUAAAACCCUCGCUGUCUCACCUUGGGCUCGUAAAGUCGAUGCUCCCGAUAAUAUUGAAGGCUGGAGAUCUUAUAUGCUCGAAGUCAUCAAACGGUUCAAGAGUGCCGACAAAUCGAAUUGGCAUCACCGGAUGAGUGCAAAGGCUGCCCAUGUGAUUUACGAUGACCAGAAGAAUGCCACAGCGGCGGUCGCAGCCAAACACGAGAUGUCGCAAAUAUUCACCAAGACGCUUACUAUUCAGGUUUGGCGACCGGAAUUCGAACGCCCGGGACGACAUUUUGUAUAUACAACGCGCUAUGUUUAUUUCUUCGUCAGCCUUUUGGAUCAACUUGAUGAUCGUGCGAGUCUGGAUCAGCUCCUGCGUCGGGUCAGAAAGAAGCAAGGCGAUUUCAUCAACCACACGAAAUUGUGGGAAGACGUUUGUUUGACUUACGCGAAAAUGAUCCGCAGGGCCGCAAGUAUCAAUGAAGGCCACGAGGAGGGUGUAUUCCGGCCAAUUGGUUGGGAGGAGUUCUCAUCGAAGACUGCUCGACUUGAAAGCUUGAGCAAGCUCUCUGACGAAACCACGCCAGUCCUUGAACUAAUGCGAGACUCCUUGGAGCUUAAAAAGCUCAACAAUAACCUGAUGAAGGUCACCAUGUUUGAGGAUCUCAUUGCGGAUCUGUAUGCUCGUGUCUAUGAACUCAAUAUGCCUCAGCUUAUCGAGCAGGUCAACGAAGAAAAUAAAGAGAAGAUGAAGGUGGAUCAUCUUCUCAUGGCAGGCGAAGGAACAACGGAGACCUCAAACCCCGCAACUCCUGUUCCGGCCUCUGAUACCCCUGCUCCUCGUGGUCGCACCAAGGGUAUUGCUCGUCGCGACAUUCAGAAACGAGCGGAUAUGAUUGUCAACCUCAAACUUGGUCCGCGCACAGCUACAAAUAAGUUCGCUGCUACCACGGACGCCGAACAAGCACCAGCAACACCGCGCGCGCUCGUAUCUGGCUAUACAUCCACCCCCCAGGACCCUAGCAAGCAAGUAACUGCAGACGAUAGCACGAAUGCUCAGAAGGAAAAUGCCGACAGCGCUCGUGAUAGUGACAAUGAAAGUAAUGCGGAUGAAACGGACGACACAAAAUCGAACAAAGUUUCAAAGGAUUAUGGUGCCCUGACUGGUCUACGAAAGAAUGAGUCGGGUGACGCUGAAACUGAGAACGAGGACGAUGCCGGCAGUGGCAAUGAAGGGGCUGAUGAAGGCGUCGAGGAGGGCGAAGGCGAUGAAGAUGAAGAUGAAGGCGAUGAGGAUGAGGAUGAGGAUGAGGAUGAGGAUGAGGGUGAAGGUGAAGGUGAAGGUGAAGGUGAAGGUGAAGGAGAUAUCGGAACAACCGAGGUUGAAACCGGCGGGGAAGAAGCGCAGGAGGUCGAUAAUACGAUCGACGAGGACGUGCAGGAUGGAGAUGACGAAGAUCAGACUGCCAACGAAAGCAAAAUCGCGUACGGUGAGAAUGAUGAGUCUGCCAGGGCCACCGAUAAUGAGCGUGAAGGAUCGGCCACAAUGAUCAAGAACGAGGAAGCCGAGAAAGAUACCGACAUGGAUACCACCCCUGCAUAA
Molecule: messenger RNA, 5940 nt
Organism: Penicillium waksmanii
Lineage: Eukaryota; Fungi; Ascomycota; Eurotiomycetes; Eurotiales; Aspergillaceae
Gene: hir3
Product: putative transcriptional corepressor of histone genes (Hir3)
Exons: 6
Coding region: 1-5940 (1979 amino acids)
Biological process (GO): chromatin organization
Cellular component (GO): nucleus; HIR complex
Molecular function (GO): nucleosome binding
Source: RefSeq, a predicted model, not a curated record